AUGAAAGAUUUACUUUUAAUCAUCUUUAUCAUAUUAUCCUCAUGUCAAGCUCAGUAUUUAGAAAGUCCUUAGUUAGAAUAUUUUUUAAAUAAUAUUGAAUUUGCUAACUAAGGGUAGUUCUUUUAUGAUAAUAAUUUAGAUCUCGCUAUCAUUAUUUAACCAGAUAAGGAAUAAGAUUAAAUAAAAUUAUAUAGGAAUUUCACAACAAAUAAAUAUGAGCAUCCAAAGCAGCUGACAGUAAAGAAUUUACCUUAAAAAUAUGAUAAGUUUGUUUUUAUUCCUGAAAUACAAUAGAUUUUGUAUGCAUCAUCAAAUUAAACUUCAAAUAUUUAAUAAAUUUCAUCUAUUUCAUAUAGAGAUAACCAAUUAAUAAUAAGUGAAUCAUAAACAAGAAUCAAGUCAGUACUCUCAAUUGAGUAUCAACCAAUUACAAAUAUCAUAGUAAAUAUAUUCAUCUGUGGUCUAGAUAAUAAAAGUAAUUACUAAAUAGAAGUUUGGCAAAUAAAUUAGCUAGGAGAAAUUAAACAUUUUGAAAGCUUGAUCAAAGUAGAAAAAAAUAUUUUGAAAACGUUUUCAAAUAUUUAUAAAAAAAAUAAUAUUGACUAAUAAUUCUCUUAGAAAAGAUAUAGCAUAAUCUAUCUUUCUUACUUGUUAGAAAGCAGUCUAUUAUCUCAGUUUAGCAAGCAAUAGUAUUUAAAUUUAUUUAAGAAUUAAACUCUAAGCAUUUUAGAUGCAGAGAUUUUCUAUCUUAGGAAAAAUAAUGAUUAAAACAAUGUUACAGCUAAUCACCUAAUUAAUAAGUCUAAUAUAUUUGGAGAUUUAAUGACCUUGAAUUCGACCAAGCUCAAAAAAGGAUUGACUAAAAGUUCUAAAAAAAUAAAAUUAGAUUAAUAACAACUUCAAAGUAAUCUUAGUUAUGCCAACUAACUUGCUCCAUAAAACUUUACUCUAAUUAAGAGCGAAAUAAAGGUUUUUGGAUAAAAUAAUAAUUACUACGAAGCAGAAAAAGAACUUUUUAAUGAUAAAAAUAUCAAUGAGUAUGAUAGAAUAAUUUGUUUGAUAAUCUAAGAAGAUAUUAAUAAAGAUCAAUAAUUUAGAAAAUUGCUUAAAUGUUAAUCAAAAUUAGAGUCUCUACAAAUUUCUAUGUAGUUAGAUUUAUUUUAAUAGCUUAUUUCAGAUCCACAAAAUAGUAGAAUCAUAUCAAUUCAACCUUAUUAGAGUGGAAAAACAAAGAUUACUCUUUAUGACCUUUAGAAAUUAGAAGAAUAGGAUAAAAUUAUAAGCAUGUAAGAUAUCCAAUCAUAAGUAGAUUGCAUAGUUUUCUAUAAUUUUUAGCAAGAAAAACCAAAAAUUUUAAAUUUAAAUGAAAAUAUAUUGCUAAUGUAAGAGUCACUUAAUAACUACUACCAAUGCAACACAAAAUCCGGACUUGCAACAAGAAAUAAAACACCAGAUAAUUGGAAAUAAUUGUUAUUAAGCAAUGAUUACAAAGUUUUCUAAAGGAAAAAUAGUAAUUCUACUUUGAUUAUAUUCACAAAUCAAUAGUCUAAAAGAUUUAUAUUAGCUGAAGGUAAAUAAAGAAAAAUGGCAGAUAUUAAUCAUUAUGGACUUAAAAUACUAAAUAUGAUUCCAUUAUUUGUAACUAUUGGACUUUUUUUAUUUAUUAUUCUGAGAUUGAACAACUACAGAAAAGUAUAGAGAAAGCUAAGUGCAUAAAUAUCUACAUUCAAAAGUACCUUCAUCACUUACUACCAGUUUAAAUUGAGAUAUAUGAAACGAGAAGAUUUUAUGAGAUCUAGAUACAGCUUUUACUUUAAUUAAGUGGCUCGAGAACAUCAAAAUAAUGGAUAUGAAAUAUAUGUAGAUCAAUUCAAUCAUAACAAAGCUUAUUUAGUUAAGGUAAUUAAAAUUCAAUCAUUUUAGAACCAAGACUAUGUCUAGGAAUACAUCAACACUCAUCUUUAGCUUUCUAAAUAUGAAGGAGUUGUGAAAUUAUUACAUUAUUGCAUCAUUCCAGAGCAAAUGGCUUAUAUUAUUACAGAUGUCCCUAACAAAACUUUGCAAAGCUAGAUUGAAUAAUAGAUUGCCAUUUUAGAAUAGUUUGAUGACAAAAUAAUUUUAAAAAUAGCAUAAGAGGUAAUAAAUUGCCUUUUGCUAAUUUAAAAGGAAUUAGAUUUACCACAUAGAGAUAUUAAGCCUUCUUCAAUAGUUUUAGCUUCAGAUGGUUAAUACAAGCUUACAAAUUUUAGACCUAGUCAAUUCAAUUUAGCUUCAAAUUAUAUGCUCAUUUUGUCUUAAGGCUCAAUUGCAUUUAUGUCACCUGAAGUCCGUUUUUAGAUUGAAGUGUAAAUGAGCAACGUUAACUAUGAUCCUGAAGAAGAAGAGGUUGGAUAGAGCUACGAAAUUUAUAAAAAGUCUCUUGAUUAAAAUAUAAACGUUUUAGACUACAUUAAAAACGAAGAAGAAAUUCACUUGUAUGAUUAAUACAAAGCAGAUAUUUUUAGUUUAGGAUUAACUCUUCUUUUAGCAACAACCAAAAUGGGUAUUGAUGGUUUAAAUAUAAACAAAGAACUACUGAGUGAAAGAAUUCUUAAAUUAAAAUCGAAUACAAAUUUUUCUGAUAAAACAAAAGACUUAAUAGAAUCAAUGCUUAAAUGGGAAGAAGAUGAAAGACCUACAUACGAAUAGCUGCUUUCAAUGAUUUAAGAAUGA
Molecule: messenger RNA, 2712 nt
Organism: Tetrahymena thermophila SB210
Lineage: Eukaryota; Ciliophora; Oligohymenophorea; Hymenostomatida; Tetrahymenidae
Product: kinase domain protein
Exons: 3
Biological process (GO): MAPK cascade; protein phosphorylation
Molecular function (GO): ATP binding; MAP kinase kinase activity
Source: RefSeq, a predicted model, not a curated record